Messenger RNA from Mycena citricolor, 747 nucleotides. The record is from the annotation of a GenBank genome assembly. Lineage: Eukaryota; Fungi; Basidiomycota; Agaricomycetes; Agaricales; Mycenaceae.
ACCUCACCAAUCUCAUCUCAUCUCAUCUAACUCACUCACAACCAACCAACUCAUCUCAUUAUCAUGGACUCUUACGACGCCACCUCCAACAGCGGUCAGCUCGGCACCGGCACAACGCGCCGUGGCGAGGACAACAUGGACUCCCAAAACACCACCGGCAUGAACCGCGGCCAGGGUGGUCUCAUGGACUCGGACCUCGACUCGAGCAACCGCCGCACGGGCGGUGGCCUUACGUCGGACAUGGACCGCCAGCAGCAGUCGCGCUUCGACAACACCUCGUCCGACCUCGGCUCCGACACCCGCCGCAUGGACGACCUGGAUCGCAACCAGAACACCACGAGUGGUCUCGGCGGAAACACUCGUAGUGGCUUAGGCGGAAACAACAGCGGUCUCGGUGGAAACACCAGCGGUCUCGGUGGAAACAACCAGUACGACACGACGUCGAACACCACCGGCUCCCAGUGGGACAACAACAACACCACCUCCGGCUUGAACAAGCCCACCAUGGGCGACAAGGUCAAGGGCACGGCCGAAAAGCUCGCGGGCAAGGUCACUGGCAACGCUGGCAUGCAGGAGCGCGGCCAGGAGCGCAAGCUCGGCGAGUUCGACAACAACAACAACAACUACUGAAGGAGUUAGCCCUGGUGUAUCUUUGAAGGGACUUGUAGGAUAAAGCCAAUCUGUACCACAACUUGAAAUCCAACGCAAACGAUCUUCACACAUCUUUUCUUGACUAAGAUUGGAAGG